GUAAAUCCUGUCCACGUUUGAUCCUGAUUUUCUCUCAGAAACCGGGACCCGGCUGCCCGGAUCAGACCUGCUGUGAAACUUCUCCUAGACUUUUAAUGAGGGGAAAAACGUUUUCUUAAAGUCUUGGAGACAGAUUAUUUUGGUGAGAGCUCGCACUUUAUUCACAGGAGGAAAAACGGAUUUCAAAGGGUUUUUUGUCCCCGUUGUACGACUGAAGGCGCAGUUUCACCCGGCAAGACCGAGAGACUGAUAUCGAUGAUAAAAACAAGCUGAUUGGUUGGUCAGAGGGGUUGAGCGACAGCCGGAGGUGUGUCAACGAUGGGCCGUAAGUUAGAUCUGUCGGGACUAACGGACCACGAGGCGGAUCAUGUGCUGCAGGUGGUGCAGAGGGACAUGAGGCUACGCAAGAAUGAGGAGGAGCGUCUCAGUGAACUGAAGCAGGAGCUGGACGAGGAGGGCAGUCGCUGCCUCCUGCUGUCACGGCAGAGUUGCUUCAACCAGCGCUGCUGCAUCCGCUGCUGCUCGCCCUUCACCUUCCUGCUCAACCCCAAGCGCCAGUGCCGCGACUGUCGCUACAACGUCUGCAAGGCCUGCCGGGUCUACAACAAGCAGGACAAAGCGUGGCUCUGCUCCGCCUGCCAGAAGAGCAGGUUGUUGAAGACACAGUCACUCGAGUGGUUCUACACUAAUGUGAAGAAGCGCUUCAAGAGGUUCGGCAGCGCCAAAGUGCUGAAGACUCUUUACAGGAAGCACCUGGCGGGGCACAGUGCGCUUUCAGAUCUUACUGAGGGCAGCGCCUACGAGGAGAGUAUCUGCAAUGAGGGCAGCGUCUGUGGGAGCGACUCAGCCUUCUACAGACAAACUGAAGAGCACAGCAUGGCAGAGACACUCACUGUGGCCUUGCGGGUGGCAGAGGAGGCCAUAGAUGAGGCCAUUUCCAAGGCUGAGUUUGACACCGCCAAUGAGGAGAAGCAGAAUGAGGCGCACUAUCUGCGGGAGCACAGAGGAGAGCUUAUUGAGGAACUGGCCAAAACUAUUGUGCAGAAAAUUAUUAGUAGGAAGAAGACUUUGACUGAGAUGAAGGCAGAAUAUGACCGUGAUUGGCCUCUUGAACAGAACACUGACCUUCAUCAUCAUCAGUCCGCCUCUGAUCAAGCCUCUAGAUCCCUUAAACACCAACCAAACCUCUGGAGGUCACACUCUGCAUUCUCACUGUUGGACAAUGACACUCGAGGUCUGAUACAAGACUCGUCUCUACAGGCCUUAAAGAAGGAAGGAGGUGCGUCCGCUAUGUCAACCUGGAAGAGUGUAGACCGGCUGGAAAACGCUGGUGUGUCCUCAGUGCUGAAGAGCCCCGACGGGAACUGGAUCGCCCUACAGAGCGCCCAGCUGUCACGUCCCAGCCUGUUGACCAAAAGGAAGAGCCUGGUCUUCAGUGCCUUGGAGAAGGAGUCCGAAGUGGUGUCUGCCUACGAAGGCAUGGGCUCUGACAACGAAACCAGACCCGAGGCCGACACCUCCUGGAGUGCCGCCCUCCAGCAGUUCCACAAGAAGAUGAAUGAUUCUAACUUCAACCCGCAGGACUCUGACGACAGGACCCCGACCCCGCCGAUGGACCGCCGAGGCAGCGAGGACUAUCUGUUUGCAGACUAUGAGGGGAACUGGAAGCCUAAUAAACCUCUGCUGGCCCUCUUCAGGAAGAAGGUGCCCGCGGAGAUCCGGCGACCUUCAUCAGCCCCAAGGACAAGCAUCAUUGACAUGAACUUUAACGUAGAUGGAGCUGGCGAGGAAGAGGAGGAGAACAAGGUGGUUGCAGAGCCGGAAGUGGAAAAAGUCAAAAGAUCGCGGAAGAAAAGGAAGAGUAAAAAAGAGUCUUCUUCUUCUGUGAUGGAUUACAGUAAAAAAGACAACCCCUCUGAUGCUGUGACCCCUGACACUUUGACCUCUGAAACCCCGUCCCUUGAACCUUUUGACCUUGAGAGUGAUGUCACCGGACACAGAGCCAAUCAGACGGACCGGGAGCUUACGUUAAAACUACAACUAGCAGGCCGAGUUACUGACUGCUCUACUGGAGAAGAAGAAGUCGAUGGAGCGAGGGAUGCUGGUAGUGAUGGACAGACGGAGGAAAAGAGACACGGAAGCGAGGACAGACAUGAAGACGACGAGAGGCUGUGGAGCAUGGAGAUCGACUUGGAUGAAGGAAGAACGGAGGAGGAGAAAGAAGAAGAAGAUGAUGAAGAAGAGAUGAAAGACAGAUUAUACAUGCUUGUCGCACAGUCCAGACUCACAUACUUCUCCUCCACCGAUGAUGAGUUAGACAAAGUGGGUCAGAGUGAGGAAGAAUGGGAGGCAGGUAACGGUGAAGAUGAAGAGGAGGAGGAGGAGGAGGAAACGACGGACAGACUUGCUUCUAAACUCUGUCAGCUGGAAAGAGAAGUGAGAGCGAACCAGUUCUCCUCCACAGAGGAUGAGCUGGACAGAGUUGGCGUCAUGGAUGAGGAGAAUCACACAGGAGAGGAGGAGGAGGAGGAGGAGGAUGGGAAGAAUGAGGAGCUGGCGGUGAAAGUGUGCAGAUUAGCUAGCCAAGUCAACGCCACCCAAUUCUCCUCCACGGAGGAUGAGUUGGACAGAGCAGGUCGAGGUGAAGAGCGGGAGGAGCCGACAGACGGAGAGACACUGUGGAAACUGCAGGCAGAAAAAGCCGUCCACGCUGCUCAACUGCGAGAUUUGUCCAGUCUAGUCAGCUCUUCUCCGUUUUCUUCCGCUGAGGAUGAGCUGGAUAGAGUUGGAGAGAAUAAGGUAGUAGGUGAAGGGAGCUGUAUGUGGGAGGAGGCAGUGGGAAAGAAUAAGGAGAGGAGAGAAUCGUUUGGACAUUUGGAUGAGAAAAUGUUUGAUUUAAAGGAUGAAAAUGAGAAAAGAAAAGAGAGCAGCGAUAAAAAUGAAACGACAGAGAGCAUUUGGGAUAUUCUGACUAAAGAUGUCCAACAAGGCAAGACGGAGGGAAAGAAAGAUUGCACGGAGGAGAGAGUAACAGAGGAGACUGAGGAUGAAAGGAUGGCGAAGGGGGAUGUAUGUGGAGAAAAAGUAGAUUUGAAAGAGGCUGAAAAAGCAAAAGAGACAGAAAAAGAAGAGAUGGAAGCAGAGAGAACGGAGGAGAUAAUAACCUUAGAUGAGACAAAAGUCCAACAAGAGAAUCCGCCAGAGGCGAACUGGCCAGACAAACAGGAGGGAGAACUGAGACAGGAAGAGGAAAAGAUCAGUGAGAGUCAGGAGGAAUGGGAGACAGCAGCAGAAAGCGAUGAGGAAGAUGAAGAAUUUGACAGAAUAAUCAGCAGCAUGUUGUUGAUGACUUUGGAGGACAUGCAGGGAGAGACAUUAAAGGAUGAAGCCGCAGAGAAUGGGAGAACCGAUGGAGAGCCAGAGGAAGAAGAGACAAAUGUAACAAUAAGGGGAGAAAGCAGAUUCGCGGACAACGUCACGCAAAGCACAGAGGAGACAGGAAGUGCAGAAGAGUCUCAAAGUCGAGGCGACAACGUGAUGCCAGAGUCGGAUGGAGAAUAUGUAACUGAGCAAAUUGGAGGAGAUAUCUCCAGGAAAAAGGAGAGUGGAGACGCUACAGGCGGAAAUGAAAAUGGGCAGCAGGAAAAGGAUACAGAUGCACAAGAAAAUAGAAAUUUUGCAAAAGAAAAUCCUCUACUUAUGGCAAUUGAAGAGACAUUUGAUGCCAAACUGACAUAUAAACAAAUAGUAGUGGAUGACGAUGAAGAAGAGGACAGAGAAGAAGUCUCGACUGAGUGGCAAAUGAUGGCAGAAAGUAAAGAAACGGAUGAAAGACUUGAGGAAACCAAAGAAGAAAAUGCAGCCGACGUGGAGCAGAGCAGCACCUCGUCCCUUCAGGAGGGUUUACUGUCAGCAGAGGAGAUUCAAAUCGGUAGUGACAUGGAGCUUUACAAAACAGUACAGUUUAUAUCAACUCUGCUGGAGAAGAGGUACUCGGCGGUGUCUCUGCGCAGCAUCACCACUGAAGUCCUGAAGGUGCUGAACGCCACUGAGGACCUGCUGCAGGGAGUGGAGGGAGGAGACGACCCCCAACUCUGCACCUCCUCACUGCCCCCCAACACCGACCCCAAGAAACUGGAUCAACAGUUCUCCAGACUGGAGGAGAACGUGUACGUAGCAGCCGGUUCCGUGUACAGUCUGGAGGCGGAGCUGAAUGACCUGGAGGAGUGUGCCAGGGGCAUCUGCAGUGGCACUUCUGAUAUGGAGCUGUCCUUCCUGGAGGAGCAGGUUGCAUCAGCAGCUGCCAAAGUUCAACAGUCUGAGCUACAGAUUUAUGACAUCUCAGCCAGAAUUGCUGCUUUGAAGAGCGCAGGCCUCGAUGUGGACCCUCAGUCACGCACCACUAAGACCAAGACCAUUUCAGUUACGCCUGUCACCCUCGACUCAUCUAGACAGCUGAGAAGGCGAUUACCUGCACCACCAGUCAAAGAAGAAAACGAAACGUAGAUCACGGACCUCGCAGGACCUCCAAGUGCCUUCACCGUCACUCUGCAGCCUACAGGCCAGUCUCAAGUGACCCAUUCGACACCAGUUGCCUUAAUGUCAUUUUUAACUAAACAUGCCUCAAAUAAUUCGUCAGACUAGUACUGUACGUAUUUGGUGGAGUUGUGCUGUAUGUCACUGACUGUUGAAUCACGUGUCAUCGUAUCAAAAUGUAGAUUAAACUACUUUAUUAGACUGAUGAUCAAACCCUCAGCUCACUAAAUGUAAGAACAACAAAAUGACUAACAUUUGAGUUUAGAGAGUUUUUUUAGAUUUCCAAAGCGUGAGAAAACUGGUUAAAUUAUACAGCAUGUAUACAAAACAAUCCUAACAUUUUAAUUUUAACAUCACUAGUCGUCUAUUUUACUUGCUGACGAAUAAAGCUCAACAAAUAGUGUGACUGGAAAGACAGUAAAAAUAUCAGCUGUACAGCUACUGAAGAAAAUAAAAUGAAUGCAGUUUACACUGUUUUACCAUUCUAUCAAAUAUACAGAUUACACAUACAUGGGAACAAUUCGUAGAAAAACGUUGCAAGACUACACCAUGUCUAAAAUAAAUAUAGAUCUGUAUUUUUCUGUGGAUGUUUGUAAUGUUGUAGUAUACAUAUUUGUUUUCUGCCUUCAUUAAGUUCAGAAAAUAAAGGAAAAAUUCUCAAA
Dicentrarchus labrax (European seabass) is the source of this 5198-nucleotide messenger RNA. It is a transcript of the gene myripa, whose product is annotated as myosin VIIA and Rab interacting protein a. Gene Ontology annotation, biological process: intracellular protein transport. Bases 319 to 4506 code for a protein of 1395 amino acids. Gene Ontology annotation, molecular function: actin binding; myosin binding; small GTPase binding. The record is from RefSeq and is a predicted model, not a curated record. NCBI's taxonomy places the organism in Eukaryota, Metazoa, Chordata, Actinopteri, Moronidae. The transcript is spliced from 17 exons. Gene Ontology annotation, cellular component: cortical actin cytoskeleton.